AUGGUAGGCUUCACUGCUACCGAGCAUCCAUCGCUGAAGGUCUUCGGAAUCCCAGAGCUAGCUCAUCUAAUCUGCUCUACCAUUCGAAAGCGUGACAAUGUUAGCCUUAUGGGCGUCUGUCGCCAGAUUUUUCACAGUGUCAUACCUUUUGUAUGGGAAGAAGUCGAUGAGGCUAAUGCCUUGAUGUCUAUGAUACCUGGGGGUGGCAUUGUGACCUACAAUUCUGACUUGUUGACGUAUGCGGUUAUGCAGCUGCCUAGCUCACUGGAACUAUCGCGAUUCAACAUAUACGCCCCUCACAUAAAACGACUUACUCCUUCAGCCUUAUAUGUUGACAGAUGCGAAGGUUGGGAAGGGUUUCUUGCUUGCACUCGAUCUGUAGACCUACUCCCAAACCUAGAAGCGCUUCAUCUUCCUGUCCCUCGUUAUAGUGAGCACAUAAUUGACCCAGAUAACACUCGGAUCGACUCGGCGAAUUGGGUCAUGGCUUUCUUGUCUACCUCAGUGCAGAAACUGGUGCUGGUGCCCCCGGAAACCGAAUUUUUAAUGCAAGGCACAUAUUGGCUCGAUUUUGAUACGACCAAUCGUAUUAUGGACCUUGCUUCGCAGAAAUGCCCCCGUCUAUGCCUCUUGAGUAUUUUCCCUGCAGAGGUCAAGGGUGUGAUAUCUCGAAACUCGAUCGCGUCAUCCUUCGAACAGGUUCUAUUCCUACCCGACGCACUCCAAAUUCAUUCGAGCAUACUUCGUCUCCAUAGCUUGUCCUCCUUGUCUACGUCGCCAGCUAUCUUGAGUACCAGAGCGCUUGCUGCUCUUUCAAGCCUUCCCAACCUCAAAUCUCUUUGUGUAUCUGGCCAAGAGUCCAAUGUCGAAGUCUACUGUGAUGGCUUGCAGAUACCAAUAGACGGCUUUCCGGCUCUGACGAAUCUGGAACUCCACCAGCUAACUUGGGAAACAAUCCUGAACUUGUGCAAGUCCAAACCAAUUGUUACCGGCUUACAUUCUAUGACUGUUUCAGCUCCUAACCAGGCGCUGGGCAGUGAUCUUCAUGUGAGCCAUGCAAGUUUCUCGGAUAUCGUUCCCUUGCUGGUGGCCAACAAGUCCAGUAUCACUACCCUAAAUUUACACGACUACUGGUAUCGACUUGUUUCACCCGAAUCACUUACUUCCUGGAAGCAUCUUCCAUUGCUCAGUCUUCAUUUGGGAUGGUCCAUAUCUUUUGAAUACAAGUUCGAAGAAUUCAGCCGAUUUCUAUUGUGCCUCCCUUUCUUGGAAGAGCUCAAGUUGAAUAUGACACAAGAGCCCCUCGACCUUGAAAAAUUGAAGGCAAUCGUUGAUCUUUUGCCUCACCUUCGCCGUCUAUGGAUCCCAGUCGAAUGGAGAUUGGUUACCAUGCUCACCGAAACAGACUUUGUACCAUCUCAAUCACAAAGUACGAUUCUGCUUCAUAUAUGGAGUGACUUCUAUCUACCCGAUCCACAACAAGAAAACGCUGAGCAGCUGGCUAGGUGA
Molecule: messenger RNA, 1509 nt
Organism: Rhizoctonia solani
Lineage: Eukaryota; Fungi; Basidiomycota; Agaricomycetes; Cantharellales; Ceratobasidiaceae
Product: LRR receptor-like serine/threonine-protein kinase
Exons: 2
Coding region: 1-1509 (502 amino acids)
Source: RefSeq, a predicted model, not a curated record